AUGAUGCAGAAAGGAUUCCAGCUAGAACGGGAAACUGUCUGUUGUUCAAUCUGUUUGGAUCUACUGAGGGAUCCAGUGACUGUUCCCUGUGGACACAACUACUGCAUGAGCUGCAUCAAAACCCACUGGGACACCGAGGAUGAGAGGGGAAUCUACAGGUGUCCUCAGUGUAUGCAGCUCUUCACGCCCAGGCCCGUCCUGGUGAAAAACACCAUGUUAGCGGUUAUAGUGGAGGGAGUGAAGAAGACUGGAUUUCAAGAUGUCCUUGCUGAUCACUGCUUUGCUGGACCUGAAGAUGUGGCCUGUGAUGUCUGCACCGGGAGAAAACUGAAAGCCUGCAAGUCCUGUCUGUUCUGUGUCAUCUCCUUUUGUGAGGAACAUCUUCAGCCUCACUAUGACUCUCCUGCCUUUUCCAAACACGAGCUGGUGGAGCCGUCCAGGAAGCUCCAUGAGUACGUCUGCCUUCAUCACAACGAGGUGAUGAAGAUGUUCUGUCGCACUGAUCAGCGGUCCAUCUGUGGUCACUGUUUAAUGGACGACCACAAAGGCCACGACACGGUCUCAGCUGCAGCAGAAAGGGCCGAGAGGCAGAAAGAGCUCAAGGUGAGUCGACGAAAGAUCCAGCAGAGAAUCCAGGACAGAGAAAAAGAUGCAAAGUUGCUUCAAGAGGAAGUGGAAGCUAUCAAUCGCUCUGCUGAUAAAGCAUUGGAUGACAGUGAUAAGAUUUCCAAUGAGCUGAUGCUUCUCAUGGAGAGAAGACGCACUGAAGUGAAGCAGGAGGUCAGAUCCCAGCAGGACACGGAAGUGAGGAGAGUCAAAGAGCUGGAGCAGAAGCUGGAGGAGGAGAUCGCAGAGCUGAAGAGGAAGGACACUGAGCUGGAGAAGCUCUUUCUCACAAAGGAUCACAACCACUUUCUGCACGACUACCCAUCACUGUCACGACUCGGCGAAUCUACAGACUCAUACAGCAUAAACAUCCGUCCUGUGAGCUACUUUGAAGACGUGGCAGCUGCUGUGAAAGAAGUCGGAGAUAGACUACGAGACAUUCUGAGUGAGAAAUGGACAAAGGUCUCACAGUCAGUGACUGAGGUGGAUGCUUCACUGUCGCAGCCAGAGCCCAAAACCAGAGCAGAGUUCUUACAGCAUGCAUGUGACAUCACAAUAGAUCCAAACACAGCUAACACCUUUCUGCUGUUGUCCAAUGGGAACAGAAAAGCAACAGUGAUGAGUAAACAGCAGUCUUAUUGUGGUCACCCAGACAGAUUCACCGGGUGGUGUCAGGUCCUGAGUGAAGAGACCCUGAGGGGGCGCUGUUACUGGGAGGUGGAGUGGAAAGGUGAGGGAGUUUGUGUGACAGUUGCAUACAGGAGCAUCAUGAGAGGAGGGCGAUCCAAUGAAUGCAGAUUUGGAAACAAUGAAAAGUCAUGGGCUUUAGAUUGUUACAACAACAGCUAUAACUUUUGGUUCAAUAAUAUUAAAACAUACGUGUCGGGGCCUCGGUCUUCUAAAGUCGGAGUGUACCUGGAUUACGACGCAGGUGCUCUGUCCUUCUACAACAUCUCUGAGACCAUGACUCUCCUCCACAGAGUCCACACCACAUUCACUGAGCCUCUACAUGCUGGACUCAGGUUUUAUUAUGUUGAAGUCAGCGCUGGGUUCUGUGAGCUCAAACAAACAGACAAACUUGAGUUUUAG
Messenger RNA from Cheilinus undulatus (humphead wrasse), 1695 nucleotides. Its product is annotated as tripartite motif-containing protein 16-like. The record is from RefSeq and is a predicted model, not a curated record. Gene Ontology annotation, molecular function: zinc ion binding; protein binding. The transcript has a single exon. Bases 1 to 1695 code for a protein of 564 amino acids. NCBI's taxonomy places the organism in Eukaryota, Metazoa, Chordata, Actinopteri, Labriformes, Labridae.